This is a messenger RNA of Dromiciops gliroides (monito del monte), 5582 nucleotides long. It is a transcript of the gene NEURL1, whose product is annotated as neuralized E3 ubiquitin protein ligase 1. Lineage: Eukaryota; Metazoa; Chordata; Mammalia; Microbiotheria; Microbiotheriidae. Gene Ontology annotation, biological process: negative regulation of Notch signaling pathway; nervous system development. Gene Ontology annotation, cellular component: plasma membrane; postsynaptic density. The coding region runs from base 878 to 2617 and encodes 579 amino acids. The transcript has 6 exons. The record is from RefSeq and is a predicted model, not a curated record. Gene Ontology annotation, molecular function: ubiquitin protein ligase activity.
GGAAGGAGGGCGGCGGCUGGCCGGGGGAGAAGAUCAGACUCGGUCGGGAGUGACCAACAAGCCCAGCCCCACCCCGAGGACCCCCUGGGGCUCAACACCAGCUAUCCCCGCUCCAUGCAGACCCUGUGGCUGGAGAGGGUCAAGGCAGACACAGCAGCGGCCAGCCGGGUGGGCGAAGAUCAUGCCCCGAGAGUGGCACAGAAGGGACUGUAGCGAAGCUGAGCACCCCCCGCGAGGCCGGGGGCCCUAGACUCUAUGGAAGCGGGGGAGCGCGCCCGAGCCGCCGCGCAGCGCAGCCCGAGCAGGAGCCCGAGCAAAAGCUGGGGAAGGACUAAGGGCAGACACCGGAGUAGGAGCAGAAGAAGGCAGGGGGCCUGUGCCGGGCCCGGCCCAGGGACCCCCAGAGUUACGUAGCUAGGCGGCCGCCAGGCAGUCCCAGCCGGCUACUAAAACCCCAAGCCCUCGACCACUGGCUGCCCGGCCCAGCCCGGGGGAAUGGGAGGUGGCUAGACUUCCGCGCGACGAGAUCUGGAGCGGAGCGGGCGCUGUCCCAGGGGCAGUCCCGGCUCAUCUGGAAAGAGACGCGACUGAGGAGGAGGAAAGAGCGAACGCGAGCGGUCUGGGAGCCAGCGCAGUCCGCGGGCGGCGGCGGAGGCGGCGGCGGCGGCGGCGGCGGCGCAGCGCAACGCAGCGCAGCCCCCUCCCUCCGCAGGCGCGCACCCUCGUUCGCACGGACACAGACACGGACACGGACGCGGGCACUCUCUCACACCCGCACACGCGCGUGUGUGGAAGGAGACCCAGCUCCUUCCUUUCAGCUUCGCCCGCUCCCCUUUUAGAACGCCGUCGUUAACCUAACCCUCCGCUUUUGGAUGUCAUGGGUAACAGCUUCUCCAGUAUUCCCGCCCUGCCCCGGGGCAGCCCGAACAGGGGGCCCCGAGUCCAUCGCCAGCACCUGCAAGAUUCUAUCGGUGGCCCCUUCCCUGCCUCCUCUCAUCGAUGUCACCACAAACAGAAGCACUGUCUACCAACACCCCCAGGCGGGAGCCUCCCGGCCACACCACUACUAUUCCACCCACACACCAAGGGCUCUCAGAUCCUCAUGGACCUCAGCCACAAGGCCGUCAAGCGGCAGGCUAGCUUCUGUAACGCCAUCACCUUCAGCAACCGGCCUGUCCUCAUCUAUGAGCAAGUCAGGCUAAAGAUCACCAAGAAGCAGUGCUGCUGGAGUGGGGCCCUCCGGCUGGGGUUCACAUGCAAGGAUCCAUCACGAAUUAACCCAGACACGCUGCCCAAGUAUGCCUGUCCUGACCUUGUAUCCCAGAGUGGUUUCUGGGCCAAGGCAUUACCGGAGGAGUAUGCUAACGAGGGCAACAUCAUUGCCUUCUGGGUGGACAAGAAGGGCCGUGUAUUCUACCGAGUCAAUGACUCUGCUGCCAUGCUAUUCUUCAGUGGUGUUCGAACUGCUGAUCCCCUGUGGGCCCUGGUUGAUGUGUAUGGCCUCACAAGGGGUGUCCAGCUGCUUGAGAGCGAGAUUGUCCCCCCAGACUGCCUCCGUCCCCGUUCCUUCACUGCCAUCCGAAGGCCUUCCCUACGGAGAGACCCUGAGGACACCCGCCUCUCCGUCAGCCUCUGCGACCUCAACGUGCAGGAUGAGGGCUUCCAGGCUGCAGCGGUAGCAGCGUCAGCCUGCUCCAUCCCACAGAACUCCCUCAACUCUCAGCACUGCCACUUGUUGCCCCCUCAGCUAGAGAGUGACCUUCGCUUCCACCAGCUGCGUGGCGCCCACAUCAAGAUCCUGGACGAGCAGACCGUGGCCCGGCUGGAGCAUGCCCGUGAGGAGCGGACGCUGGUCUUCACCAGUCGGCCGCUGCGUGUUGGGGAGACCAUCUUCGUCAAAGUCAACAAAUCCAACACCUCGCGCCCUGGUACCCUGUCCUACGGUGUCACGACCUGUGACCCUGGGACGCUGCGUCCCAGUGACCUCCCCUAUAACCCAGAGGCCUUGGUGGACAGGAAAGAGUUCUGGGCUGUGUGCCGGGUACCAGGCCCCCUCCACAGUGGUGACAUCCUGGGCUUUAUGGUGACUGCUGAUGGGGAGCUGCACCUGAGCCACAAUGGGGCAGCGGCGGGCAUGCAGCUCUGUGUAGAUGUUUCCCAGCCCCUCUGGAUGCUCUUCAACCUUCACGGGGCCAUCACGCAGAUCCGCGUCCUUGGCUCCACCAUCCUGGCUGAACGAGGUGUCCCAUCUCUCCCGAGCUCCCCGGCAUCUUCCCCCACGUCCACUGGGUUGUGCAGCCGGCUCUCUGACCCUCUGCUGAGUGCAUGCAGCUCAGGACCCCCCGGGAGUUCUCUCAGCGGCACAGCCCCCAACUCACCAGUAAGCUUGCCUGAGUCACCUCUGUCACCGGGCCCCGGGCCAGGCCCAGGGCCAGGGCCGUGGAGUGAUGAGUGCACCAUCUGCUACGAGAACACAGUGGACACAGUCAUCUACACCUGCGGUCACAUGUGCCUGUGCUACUCCUGUGGCCUCCGCCUGAAGAAGACUGUCCACGCCUGCUGCCCCAUCUGCCGUCGAGUCAUCAAGGACAUCAUUAAGACCUACAGGAGCACCUAGACCCGGUGCGGCUUCCACCGCUCCCCCACCCCCACCCUGCCCAAGGUGGGACUGCAGCCAUCAGGAGUUGACACUCCACUCGAAGCAGAGGGCUAGCAAAUAGGGACCCCCUUUCUCUCUCUUUUUUUGGAAACUUGUUUUCCCCUCCUCCAUUAAAAAGCAAAGCAAAGGCUCUACAGGGGCGUUAGGGCAUGUGGGGGAGAAGGGCAGCCCCUCCCUGGGACCUCACUGGCUGCCAUCUCUGGAAUCCAGGAGAAGACAGCCCCGUGCUUUGGACCUUAAUCCAUCUGGGGCUGCCCCAACUCAGAGAAAGCCCGGGCCCCUGUCUGGUGAUUUCUCUAGAAGGGAAGAGUCAGGACAAACCCCGGGUUUGGAGGAACCAGGAAUCUCUGUCCUUGUUCCCACCCUCACAAGCCAUGCCUGAGUGGGACUCGGGAAGGAGUGUCAGGGGAGCCGGCUCCUCCUAUCCCAGAGUGCACCUGACCAGGCUGACCCCUUUUCAAAAGCCUCUCCUGUUUUCUCUCUUUCCGAUUUCCUUUCCUCUCUUUUCUCUGCACUGUCAUCUUCUUCUCUCGCCCUCUCCAUUCUCCCUUCCUCUCUUCUCUCUGUCUCUCAUUCUGUCUCUCUCUUCCCUCAGGCAGAUUGUUUGACUGAAGCAUUUGGAGCUCCUUGGAAAGGAGCUGUUCAUUUUCCUCAGCUUCACCAUCAGCUAGAGGGCAUCUGGCUGGUGCAGUGGAUAGAGUGUUGAGGGUGCAGUCAGGAAGACCUGAGUUCAAAUCUCUCCUUCACACUCCCCAGUUGUAUGACCCAGGGUAUGUCAUUUGAUCUUUUUUUACCUCAGUUUACUCAUCUGUAAAAUAAGUGAGUUGGCCUCACAGGCUUCCAGGUUUUCUUCCAGGUCUAGAUUUCCAAUCCUGUGACCUACAGGAGAAAGGAUCUCUCCUCCUAAACUUUCCCCUCCUCUUCCUUUAUGAUAAGACUCCUAGCUCAGGCUGCCCCUCAGGUAUGUGUGGAAUUGUGAAAGGGCCAGAUUUGAUGCCACCUCCCUUUGACUUUGGAGAAGUGGGUUUUCAUGCCUCCUGACUUCUCUUGGGUCCCCAUGAUCAUGGAGAGAGGUCUUGCUUUGUGAUUGGCCUCCUAAGACACAAAUCAUCUCACCCUGACAUCAUGCCAGGCUCCCAGCCAGGGGCGGGGGUAGGGGAUGCUUCACCCUGGCUCUCUCCACCCCUCAGGCAUCCUCCUCCCAUCAUCUCAGUGCCAGGGAGAAGUUCACCAUGGAACCCAUGGGGGACCUAUGAGGAGGGGAGUGUUUGUGACUCAGACCCUCCCCAACACUGGCUCUUCCUGCCCAGCAGUCAGUUCCAACUUUGGCCAUACCCCACUCUGGCCUGUAACCCCUCUCUUGCCUUAUUUAUUUUAAAUUAACUUAUUGAUUUCCACUUGGUGGAGUCGCUGUUCCCCAGCCUCUCCCCUCCCUGCCUCAUGACCUGGAGGACUAGCUUUAGGUGCCUAUGACGUGCCAGGCAGGGGGCAGUUGGGUGAUAAAGACAGCUUCUGUCCAGAAACUCCCCACUGGGACUCAACCACUCAGGCUCAGUCACUCACUCUCCCAUCAAAAACCAGCCAAAUGUUUCCUAAGCCUCCAGGAAGGGAGAAUGGAGGACUGACAGCCUCCAUCCUGCACAUCCCAGUUCCUAGAGGGGCUUUGGGGUGUGCUAGAGCCCCAGCAGGCAGCUUGGUGCUGGAUUUUGAGUCAAAGGACUUGAGUUCAAACCCCAGUUCUGCUAUUAACUAUCUGUGCAGCCUUGGUUACUUAACCUCUCUGGGCCUCAGUUCCCUCAUUUGUAAAAUGAGAGGGGUGGACCAGAUGAUCUCUUAAUUCUUAAUGACUCUGAGACUUGUAGAAGAGAACCCAGAGGCUGAGAAAGGAGGGUUUGUUUGGGAAAACGUUGUUUAUUGACUUCUAAUCUUCGGUAGGAAUGGGGUGCCCGGGGCAAGAGACUUUCCCUCUCCAUCCCCUUCUCCCCUGACCAGUAGAGGGCAAAAAUGAGCCCUGGACAUCUAUGAAAUAGGUUUCCAGUUGAGGAAGUGGGGAUGCUGAAAGGCUUUUGAUGCCUGCUCCCAGGGCAGGAGGUCCAGAGCUCUCUUUGGGGAGAGUCUAUCUGUGAUUUGGGAUGCAUUAGUUGAGGGGGCCUGGGAAAAGGGAUGGCUUUUGCAUUUGUCUCAAGCCACAAUCAUCUCAGCCAAAGGCCCUCCCUAACCCUGCCUGGGCUUCAGGAUCUCAGGGAUAUUAGCGGCUUUGGAGGAACUGAGUAGGGCUGGGUCUCCCCACCCUGCUUUUGUUUGACCCUUUGCUGCUCCCCUAGCUGCCCAUGUCCAAUCUUGCUCCAUCUGUGCUGCUCAGUGAAGGGAGAAAUGUGAGGGCAAGUGUCACUGCUCUGUGCGAGGAGCCCUGGACCAGAAGGACCUGGAUUCUCUUCUUUUCUCUGUCACUAAUUCCCUGUGUGAGCCUAAGCAAACCACUUCUUCUCUGCGUACAUCAGUUUCUCUAAAUCAUGGGGCUUGUACUAGGUGGCAUCUAAGGUUCCCUCCAGUUCUGAAGUUAGAGUGAGUUUAAUUCUAAGAUUCUGGUUGGUGGGGAGGUGGGGCAGGAUUGGAGAUGGAGGGAAUGGUGAGGAAAAUCCCUUCUCCAGCCCUUCAGGAGUCAAGGACCCUCUUGGUGACCCCUUUGAGAUCCCACAUUAGGUAGCGCCUUUAGAGAGGUGGGGACUGACUUCGUUCUGGUCUGAGGUCACAGACCAUGGAAUGCUGGGAAUAAAAGAAGAAUGGGAAGAAGGUAGAAAAGAAGGUGCCUACCAUGUUCUAUUCCAUUUCUUUCUGAUGCUGUGUUUUCUUAGAUGCCACUUCUGUUGUGUCCUCUGGGUCACCCUGAUUGUGAAUAAAGGUGAUUUAGCUAUCCAGCUUC